Messenger RNA from Chanos chanos (milkfish), 4551 nucleotides. It is a transcript of the gene bms1, whose product is annotated as BMS1 ribosome biogenesis factor. NCBI's taxonomy places the organism in Eukaryota, Metazoa, Chordata, Actinopteri, Gonorynchiformes, Chanidae. Gene Ontology annotation, cellular component: nucleus; 90S preribosome. The record is from RefSeq and is a predicted model, not a curated record. The coding region runs from base 128 to 3970 and encodes 1280 amino acids. Gene Ontology annotation, biological process: ribosome biogenesis; endonucleolytic cleavage of tricistronic rRNA transcript (SSU-rRNA, 5.8S rRNA, LSU-rRNA); maturation of SSU-rRNA from tricistronic rRNA transcript (SSU-rRNA, 5.8S rRNA, LSU-rRNA). The transcript is spliced from 23 exons. Gene Ontology annotation, molecular function: U3 snoRNA binding; GTPase activity; GTP binding.
AGUGAAACACGUUAUAGUGAUGUGACAUGGUAACAAACUUUUGCAAUACAAAACUAAGUGACCUGUUCCUAAAUCAUCAGUAGACAGUAUUGGCGAAACCCUUUAAAGGGUCGUGAGGUGAGAGAGGAUGGAGAAGACGAAGGAGCAGAAGAGGCAUCAGCACAAACACAGCGGCCCGAAGGCGGAGAGGAAGAAGAGUCGUAAGAAUCGAGAGCAGGGCGUGGAGCAGGAGCAGGAUGGACGAAAGAGAAACCCGCGGGCUUUCGCGGUCCAGUCUGCCGUGCGCAUGGCCAGAACCUUCCACAGGACUCAGGAUCUGAAGACCAAGAAACAUCACAUUCCUUUAGUGGACCGCACCCCCCUGGAGCCCCCGCCGGUCGUGGUGGUUGUAGUCGGACCUCCGAAAGUGGGAAAGAGCACCCUGAUCCGCUGCCUGAUCAAAAACUACACGCGACAGAAACUGGCCGACAUCUGUGGGCCCAUUACCAUUGUCUCCGGGAAGAAGCGUCGUCUGACCUUCAUUGAGUGUGGGAAUGACAUUAACACCAUGAUUGACCUGGCCAAGGUGGCUGACCUGGUGCUGAUGCUGAUCGAUGCCAGUUUUGGUUUGGAGAUGGAAACCUUUGAGUUCCUCAACAUCUGUCAGGUGCACGGAUUCCCCCGUAUCAUGGGGGUCCUGACUCACUUAGACUCUUUCAAGAAUAACAAGGUACUGCGAAAGACAAAGAAACGCCUCAAACAUCGCUUCUGGACCGAAGUCUACCAGGGUGCUAAGCUCUUCUACCUCUCUGGAAUGGUCUACGGAGAGUACCAAACGCAGGAGGUAAAGAACCUAGGGCGAUUUAUCUCGGUCAUGAAAUUCCGUCCCCUGGUGUGGCAGACGUCUCACGCUUACGUGGUGGCUGAUCGAAUGGAAGAUCUGACUGAUCCAGAGGCAGUGAGGUUGGAUCCCAAAUGUGACCGAACCGUGUCCCUGUAUGGCUACCUGCGUGGGACGCACUUGAAGAGCCAGGGUCAGGUGCACAUCCCAGGUGUGGGGGACUAUGCUGUGGGUGACGUCAGCUUCCUGCCUGACCCCUGCCCUCUGCCAGAGGAGCUGAAGAAGAGGGCGCUGAAUGAGAAGGAGAGACUGUUGUAUGCUCCUAUGGCGGGAGUGGGAGGUGUGGUGUAUGAUAAAGAUGCUGUGUACAUCGAUAUGCCAGGAGGCCAAGCCAAACAGCAGCAGGAGGACACUGGUCCCACCACUGAGCUGGUACAGUCCCUGAUUGGCACCCAUGCCACCCUGGAUGCCAAGAUGGCAGCGAGCAAAGUGUCUCUGUUCUCAGGAGGAGCUGGGCUGGCAGCCGAGGACAUUCAGGAGAACGGAGAGAGGACAACCCCAACUGAGAGUCGCGUUUGGGACCCAAACACCCAGAGAGAGAGGAGGAGAGCUGUCUUCGCUGACGAGGAGGAGCAGGAGGUGGAUGACAGCGAGGAGAGUGAUGAGGACGAGGAGAGUGAUGAAGAGGAGGAAGAGGGAGAAGAAGAGGAGGAGGCGGAACGGAGUAACGUGAAUGAAGAGAAUGAGACAAAGGGAGAGACAGAGAGGAAAGCGGCGAAGGAUGUUGCUCCUCCUGUGAAGAGGCAGAAGGUGGAGGAGCGGAGAGAGGAGAAGGAGGUGGUGGUGGAAAUGCCGGCGUUUGCAGACAGUGAGGAUGAGCUGGAAAAAAGCGACGGAGAGGAGGGGAGUGAAAGAGAGGAGCUUGAAGAAGAUGGAGAAGAAGAGGAUGAUGAGGAGGAAGAGGAAGAAGAGGGAGGUGCAGAUGCAGCGACUGAGAGAACAGGCUCUGGACCAGCAGACUCUGGGCACUGCUCCGAAGAAGACAUUGAUGAAGAUGAUGAGGACGAUGAAGAUGAUAAUGAGGAUGAGGAUGAAGAUGAAGAUGAUGAGGAGGAGGAGGACGAGGAGCUUAAGGAAGAUGCUGACAUGGGGGAGGAAGAGGCCACCAGUUCUAAACCUCCUGCAAAGGAAAAGUCAGAAUUGGAGUCCAGACUGAGAGAGGAGGAGAUGGAUUUGGAUGGUGCGGGACAGGCAGACUGUGAGAGUGCAGGAGCACUGCGCUGGAAAGAAGGCCUUGCUGAGAAAGCAAAGGAGGUGUUCCUACGGCAACAGCGGGCCACGCCCAACCUCCGUAAGCUGGUGUAUGGCAAAGUGGCUGAGGAAGAGGAGGAUGACGGUGAUAGUGAGGAGGAAGAGCUGGGUGGACUGUUCCGCGUUAGCCGUCCGGAGAAGAGUAAGAAAGCUCGCGCUGACGCCAUGGACUGCUCUCGGUUUCAGCCUGACACUGGUCACGACUGGGAGGAUGAGGAGAUGCUGGCCUCGAUUAGAGACUGCUUCGUCACGGGGAAGUGGGAGGGAGACAGAGAUGCUGCUACUCUUCUGAAAGAGGAUGAUGAGCUCUAUGGAGACUUUGAAGAUUUGGAGACAGGGGAAGUCCACAGGGGGAAUCCGGGGAAACAGGAGGACAAUACAGAGGGAGGGACUGAGGAGGAGGAGGAGGAGGAAGAGGAGGAGCCCCAGGUGAAAGUUGAUGAUGAUGAAGCUCAGAAGAAAAAGCGGUUGGAGAAAAAACGGCGAUUGAAAGAACGGUUCAAUGCAGAGUACGAUGAUGGCGAUGCCACGUACUUUGAUGACCUGAAAGAGGAGAUGCAGAAACAGGCUGAGCUGAAUCGAGCGGAGUUUGAGGACUUUGAUGAUGAGGUUCGUGUUCAGUACGAAGGCUUUCGGCCGGGAAUGUACGUCCGACUGGAGAUCUCCGGCCUGCCCUGUGAGUUUGUGACGAACUUUGACCCCCACUACCCUGUCAUUGUGGGCUCUCUCGGGGCCAGCGAGGGCAACGUGGGGUAUCUGCAGAUGCGUCUAAAGAAACAUCGUUGGCAUGACCGUAUCCUGAAGACGCGUGAUCCUCUCAUCCUGUCGUUGGGCUGGCGCCGUUUCCAGACCAUUCCGCUGUACCACAUAGAGGACCACAAUGGUCGUCAUCGCCUGCUCAAAUACACACCAGAGCACAUGCACUGUGGUGCCACCAUCUGGGGUCCCAUCACCCCUCAGGGCACUGGCUUCCUGGCUGUUCAGUCUGUAGCGGGAACUCAGCCAAACUUCCGUAUUGCGGCCACUGGAGUUGUUCUGGAUUUGGAUAAGUCAGUGACCAUAGUGAAGAAACUGAAGCUGAUUGGAUACCCAUACAAAAGCUUUAAGAACACAUGUUUUAUUCAGGGUAUGUUUAACACAGUGCUGGAGGUGGCCAAAUUUGAGGGUGCGUCCAUUCGAACUGUGAGCGGAAUAAAAGGACAGAUUAAGAAAGCCCUGCGUACCCCGCCCGGAGCCUUCAGGGCCACGUUCGAGGACAGACUCCUGAUGAGCGACAUCGUGUUCUUGCGUUCUUGGUACCCGGUCUCUGUGCCCCAGCUCUAUAACCCGGUGACGUCCUUGCUGAUGCCAGUCGGGCAGAAGGACAGGUGGACAGGCAUGAGGACCCUGGGACAGCUCAAACACGACCUUGGCAUCCGCAACAAGCCCAACAAAGACUCGCUUUAUCAGCCUGUCGUCAGACAGAAGAGGAUCUUUAACCCGCUGCACAUCCCUAAGGAACUUCAGAAAGCACUGCCGUUUAAGAGCAAACCCAAACAAACCCAGGCCAAAGUCAGAACCCCCCGGGACCUGCAGAGACCUGCUGUCAUCAGAGAACCACAGGAGAGAAAGGUGGCAGAGCUGCUCAAUGCUCUGACUAAAGUGUACCACCACAGGCAGAAGAAGGCCAGGACAGAGCAGCGAGCCAAACACAGAGAAUUCCUCAGACAGAGGGACAGAGAGGAGCAGGAGAAACAGAAAAGACUGAAGGAGGAAAGGAAGAAACUGUACCGGGCUAUGGGCCAGAAAGAGAAGAAGAAACUGAAAGCCAGUCUGAAAGGGGCCUCUCAGGACCACUGACAGACAGCACUCUCCCAUACCUGCCCCUCAUAGACUCUCCCAUACCUGCCCCUCAUACACUCUCCCAUACCUGCCCCUCAUAGACUCUCCCAUACCUGCCCCUCAUACACUCUCCCAUACCUGCCCCUCAUAGACUCUCAUACCUGACCCUCAUAGACGCCCAUACCUGCCCCUCAUAGACUCUCCCAUACCUGCCCCUCACACACUCUCAUACCUGCUCCUCACACACUCUCAUACCUGCUCCUCACACACUCUCAUACCUGCCCCUCACACACUCUCAUACCUGCCCCUCAGAGACGCCCAGCCCACCAGAUCCAGCUCUGCCCUGGAAACAGCAGACUUUGCUGAGAUCUGCCUUUGACUCAAAUCAAACAACUUUCUUUCUGCUGAGACGCAGUCAGCAGUGCUAUCCUGUCUGGCUUGGGAUUUCAGACUGAAUUCUGCUGGUUUCACAAAGGCACUGGCCAAGAACAGUUUGACACUGAUCAGCCAACACUGUCUGAGAGGAUUAUAGAGAAACAACCUGAGCAUGACAGAACUCUUUAGUAAUGUCCAUGUGUGCCUGUUCAAAUGUUUCUUAA